This is a messenger RNA of Gallus gallus (chicken), 1696 nucleotides long. It is a transcript of the gene SVIP, whose product is annotated as small VCP interacting protein. Lineage: Eukaryota; Metazoa; Chordata; Aves; Galliformes; Phasianidae. The record is from RefSeq and is marked validated. Gene Ontology annotation, cellular component: endoplasmic reticulum membrane. Gene Ontology annotation, biological process: negative regulation of retrograde protein transport, ER to cytosol; negative regulation of VCP-NPL4-UFD1 AAA ATPase complex assembly; positive regulation of autophagy. The transcript is spliced from 4 exons. Bases 62 to 304 code for a protein of 80 amino acids.
GACGGGGCGGGGCCCCUACCUCCCCUUCGGCAGAGCGCGGCAGCCGUGCGGCCGCGUAGCCAUGGGGUUGUGCAUGCCCUGCAUGGGGGGCGCCGUCAAGGAUGUGGUGGAGACGCCCGACCCGGAAAUAAAAAGAAGACAGCUCGCAGAAGCUGCUGAGAAGAGGCAGAUGGAGGCUUCGUCUCGAGGUAUUAAGAACAUUUACUCUGUAGAGCAAAAGAAAAAGAAGCAGGAAGAAAUAGAAAAAAGAAUGGCAGCUUCAGGUCCUGGAGGAGAAGGAGGCCUGAGGUGGCAGGUUGGAUAAAGAAGUGUGACUUCUGGAGAUGAGAUUGAUUUUUACUGCCAAGAACUUGCCAGUUUCUGCAGUGGAGUGGCACUUACUCAUCAUGUGGCUUUUUGCUGUUUGCAUAUGAAGACUCAGCGGUACUUUGCCAUUGUAGGAGGACAAAUGUGCAAACAUGUACUAAGAAAAUGAACAACUCCAACCUCUGAACAAAUAGGUUUUGGCCAAUUUUUGUUCUGUGUGCAUAUUUUGCUUCCCUGUCAAGGGAGCGAGAUGGGUUUUCUGCCAUAGAAGUGACCUUUACCUGUCUGCAUGUGUGUUGGUCAAUUGGUACAUGUAUUUCUACGUAUGUCCAACUUAGGCACAGUUCAGGUGCCCCUGUGUAUGUAUCUCCCUUGGGUUUCCUAAUUACUUUUGAACUGCUUAGGGAUUUGGCGCCUUUUUUUCUUAAAAACAAAACAAAACAAAAAACAAAACAAAAAAACCAACAACAGCAACAACAAAAAACCACCAAAAAGCUAAAGCAGAUCCAUAACAGGCCCUUAGAAACUGAAGCUUUUUUGUGACACUACCUAAAAAAAUAAAAUAUCUUUAUAAGCCUUUUUUUGCUUAUAGCAAGAAAGCUGUUUUAUUUUGAGUCUGACAGUUUUUCUCCUUGCUUGUGUAUGUAAAUUCCUUUAGAGUAUGUAUUUAUGUGAACACUGGAAUGUAAACACUAAAUUUGAAAUACUGUUGAUGAAUUGUUUUAUAUUGAACACAGAGGGCAGUACUGCACUUCAGGAGAAUUCUGAGGAACAAAGUUAAAGACCUGUUCUUGGAUGGUUCAUUUGCUGAGAUUUCUGUGCUAUCUGGGUGGGUUUGUUACAGUGCAAUCACAUCUGGCAACCGCUUGGAGCUCCGCUGCUUUUCUUUCGUAUCUAGUGAUGUCUGUAAUCCCUUUUCCUAAUGUGAAACUGCCUUUGAUUAUUUGGAACUGCCUACACUAUGGUAUAGCCAGUGACCUAAAGCCACAGGUUUGAUAGAUGAGCAAAGCUUGUUGCAGCAUGACCAGCAUGAAGAACCUAGUGCCUGCGUUCCAUGGAGACCAUCACGUCUGCCUCAGUACAUUACUGACCCCAUUUUUGACCUAGUUGAGGCUGCAAAGGCUGCUUUUUUUUUUUUUUUUUUUCCCUUUCCUGAACUUAAUACUUAUUUUACUUCCUCACGAUGUCUUAGGAGUGUGGUCGUGACCCAGUGAGUUCCUGGCUUAGCCUUAGUCAUUAAGUUCAGAAAGGAGAUCUUUCAGUAUUAAUAUAGUAGCACCAGGGCUAAAAGCUUGUGUCCUUGGUAGCUGAAUACCUUUAGCUUCCUUUGAUUGUUGGCACUUGUUCACAUAACUGUAUUAAAUAAAAUAAAAUGACUAUGACCAAUUAA